Molecule: messenger RNA, 1064 nt
Organism: Sesamum indicum (sesame)
Lineage: Eukaryota; Viridiplantae; Streptophyta; Magnoliopsida; Lamiales; Pedaliaceae
Source: RefSeq, a predicted model, not a curated record
UCUGCCCCCCUGGCCCCUACACCUACUCUUCCUCUUCCCUUUAUACUUCUACUUCACUCUCUCUCUCUCUCUCAAUACAAACAAGAAACCCAGCACAGAACCAACUCUUCUUCUUCUCUACAAACAACAAAAGAUGGUUUUUGGAUGAUGAAUAGGUGGUGAAUAAAGUUGUGAAGAUUGCUUUUGCUGUGUUUUUGGGAAGAUGGGUUCAUGUGUUUCGCUUCACAAAGACCACCCUGACUCCGCCAUCAACCUCCGUUUAUCUCUGCACUCUAAGAAUGACGACGUCUUGAUCCCUUCGCCGCACAAAGACCAGAAACCCAAUAACCUCAACGCCGCUGAUCCUAUCCAUGCUCACUUGCCAUUCAACUCUCCACGCUCACCUCCUCGUUUUCCCCACCCUGCCCCUGGUAGCAAGGAUGAAUCAUUCUUUGAUUCUCAACCUUGGUUGGAGUCUGAUUGUGAAGAUGACUUCUUAAGUGUUAAUGGUGAUUUUACCCCAUCUCGUGGAAGUACUCCUGUCCACCACAAAUUCUCUUCAGGAAAUCCACCAGCAAAUAAGGCCCCUGCUAUUGAAGAGACACUCAACGCUGUACCCGAACCAUCUCCUCUGGAUAAGAAAAAGAGACUCUCCGAACUGUUUAAAGAGAGCUUACGCCACCCGUAUGAAGAUGAGGUUCCCGACAAGGUGAAAGCUGAAGCAACCAAUCCAGUCCAAGCCAAAUCCACAGACGGAACCCCUCGUUUCUUUGGACUCAACUCCGGAGGUAGUAGUGAAAGAACUCCCAACGGAGUGCUGCUCAAAGCAGACGAUAAACCAUUGAAGUCUGCACAAUGUUGCCUUCCGAGGUUGCUUCCAACUCGUAGCUUCAGUGAAAGGAAAAAGAAGAUGAGCCCUGCUCAAAGAUAGAUGGCCUCUUUCAAAAUUUUGAGACAAUGUACAUGGUGAGAGUUGAACUGAAACUCUUCGCUCUUCAGAUAUUCAGUUCACUCAGUUAUAGACGUGGAUGAAGAAUUACGUACAUAUAUUAUAUAGCAAUUCUGCCAUCUUCCCCAACGUAAAA